This is a messenger RNA of Aureobasidium musti, 372 nucleotides long. The record is from the annotation of a GenBank genome assembly. Lineage: Eukaryota; Fungi; Ascomycota; Dothideomycetes; Dothideales; Saccotheciaceae.
AUGGCAGCCUCAUUAGGUGUCACCGAAAUGGACGUCGCCGAGGUCUCAAGGAUGCUGGCGCUCAAACACACCUUGUUGCCAAUGUUCCAGGUCUCGAUCGCUUUUCUUGUUCUGGCCUGGGUUGCUGUGAGCUUGCGUGUAUACGUUCGAGCUUCGGUCCUGAGAUCGUUCCAUUGGGACGACUGGCUGAUUCUUCUUACACUAUGCGUCUUUUCAGCUUGUUGUGCAUGUCUUAUCGCCAUCGAGCAUAUCGAACUAAGCGGUACUGCAAGCACAGCGUUGACCAACGGGUUCAAGGCUCAAUUUGGCGUGAUCGACACGAUCUUUGGUGUAAGAUACAGACGCAGUUCUACAUACGUGGAGGCAAGCUGA